Molecule: messenger RNA, 3897 nt
Organism: Pseudoliparis swirei
Lineage: Eukaryota; Metazoa; Chordata; Actinopteri; Perciformes; Liparidae
Gene: arhgap42a
Product: Rho GTPase activating protein 42a
Exons: 24
Coding region: 402-3344 (980 amino acids)
Biological process (GO): signal transduction
Cellular component (GO): cytoplasm
Molecular function (GO): protein binding; GTPase activator activity
Source: RefSeq, a predicted model, not a curated record
GGCUAUCGUACGCCAGCAGUGUUUCCUCUGUGGCCUCCUUUUCAGUAACUUGUGCCUUUUUCUGUCGGAAAGGAAAGAAAAAGGCCACGAAGACGUCAACGCGCAGUUAUAUUGGAUUAUAUAUAUAUUAUUUCUACAUAUUGUGGCUUUUUUUUAAACGUGGGAGACGCCGCGCAGAUGCUCGUCGUGAAGCCGAGAGACGUUUAGGGUCCGGAAGUUGUGAGGGAAAAAAUAAGUGAGGAAAGGCAUGAAAAAAACAAGAGAGAGCUGGAAGAAACACUCCUGACCAUUUUUUCCUUCUUUUCCGAGCCCAUUGAAACACCGGGUUCUCCGGUGAAUCUUACCUCUACUUUACGAGGUGACGAGUCUAACUUAUAAGUGAUCAACUAAUAAGUGUAUCGAUGGGUCUGCCGACGCUGGAGUUCAGCGACUCCUUCCUGGACAGCCCGGAGUUCAGGGACCGACUGCAGUGCCAUGAGAUCGAGCUGGAGCGCACCAACAGAUUUAUCAAAGACCUCAUCAAAGAUGGGAACAUGCUCGUGUCUGCCCUGAGAAGUCUUUCUCUUGCUGUUCAACGGUUCUCUCAGUCUCUGCAGGAGUUUCAGUUUGAAUGUAUUGGAGAUGCGGAGACCGAUGAUGAAAUCAGUAUAGCUCAGUCCUUAAAGGAGUUCUCUCAGCUCCUGAGCACCAUGGAAGAGGAGAGAAAACGACUGAUCCAGAAUGCCGACGACGUUUUGAUCUCACCGCUCGAGAGAUUUCGUAAGGAGCAGAUUGGAGCCGUGAAGGAGGGAAAGAAGCAGUUUGACAAGGAGACAGAAAGGUACUACUCUGUUCUCGAGAAACACCUCAGCUUGUCCUCCAAAAAGAAGGAAUCACAGCUGCACGAGGCUGAUUCCCAGAUGAGUAAGGACAGGCAGGUCUUUUACGAUGCAUCGCUGCAGUAUGUCUUCAAGAUCCAGGAAGUGCAGGAGAGAAAGAAGUUUGAAUUUGUGGAGCCGCUUCUAGCCUUCCUGCAGGGUUUGUUUACGUUCUACCACGAGGGUUACGAGCUGGCCAGUGAGUUUGAACCCUACAAGCAGCAGCUCCAGUUCAACCUGCAGAAUGCUCGCAAAAACUUUGAAAGUACGCGUGCCGAGGUCGAAAGGCUGAUGAAGAGGAUCCGGUCUGCAGAGGAAGACUUCAAAGCCCCCAGUGGCUUUACCAUGGAGGGGUAUCUGUACAUACAGGAGAAACGUCCACUGGGCAGCGUGUGGACCAGAUACUACUGCACUUAUGAAAAAAGCUCCAAGGUGUUCACCAUGAGCAACACAGAGGCCAGACCAGCCAGCAGACAGAACGGCGUGGUGAACGGAGCACCGGAGACCUUCAAGCUGCGCUCUUGUGUCAGACGGAAGACGGAGUCCAUCGACAAACGCUUCUGCUUUGACAUCGAGGUGGUUGAGAGACAUGGGGUCAUCACCCUGCAGGCCCUCUGCGAGGCAAACAGGCGGCUGUGGAUGGAGGCGAUGGAUGGAAAAGAACCUAUUUACACUCUGCCGUCUUUACUCAGUAAAAAGGAGGAGACAUUUCUCAACAAAGCCGGCUUCAACUUUGUGAAGAAGUGUAUUGAACUGGUUGAAACCAGAGGCAUUACCACCCUGGGGCUGUACAGGAUUGGAGGAGUCAACUCCAAAGUGCAGCGCUUGAUGACGAGUGUGUUUGCAUCCACAGCUCCCACUGACAUGCAGCUGGAUGCAGAUGCCUGGGACAACAAGACCAUCACCAGCGGUCUAAAGAAUUACUUCAGGUGUCUGGCAGAACCGGUACUGACCUACAGACUGCAUAAAGAAUUCAUUAAGGCCGCAAAGUACGACAACCAGAAGUAUCGAGUGAGAGCGGUUCAUGCUCUCGUACACAAACUGCCAGAGAAAAACAAAGCGAUGUUGGACAUCCUGGCCAACCACCUUCUCAUGGUGUCCUCUCACAGUGACCAGAACCUGAUGACCGUGUCCAACCUGGGAAUGAUCUUCGGCCCCACGUUGAUGAGGUCACAGGAGGAGACGGUGGCCGCCAUGAUGAACAUCAAGUUUCAAAAUAUCGUGGUGGAGAUCAUCAUUGAAAACCACCACAAGAUAUUUGGCGAGGCCCCAGACCUGUCGGCGCCGAUCCCUCAGCCUCAAUCCUCCCGGUCGACUCCUCGGAGGAACAAGGUCAUCUGUCUGUCGUCUGGCAAGAGGAAGGCCCGCCUCUACCCUCCGACUCUGUGCCUGGCCGACAACGACAGUGACACCUUCAGCAGCAGCCACAGCACGACUCCGAUGGGCAGCCAAGAGUCUCUGUCCUCGCACUCCUCCGAGAAGAACGGAUUGUCCCAGACGUCUCCUCCGUCCUCGCCCGCCGCCGAACCCGACCCGCCGUCCGCCGCGCCGCCGUCUCCUGGCGCGGCUUCCUCCCGCUCGCCGUCCCACAACUCCUCGAACGGGAAGGACGAGGAGCGCCCGGCGGACGGCGCGGCCUCCUCCCGGACUUCCUCCCGGCCCGCCGCCGCCCUGCAGACGUCCUCCUCUCUGCUCUCCACGGAGACGAGUCUGUCCGUCGCGGGGGACUCGGCGGCCUCCUCGUCACCCGUUAAAGAGUCGAGAUGUCCUUCCGCCGCCUCCUCGUCCACUAUCUCCACCCAGCACUCCUCAGUGGAGCGCGCCUCCUCUCUCCGGGAGGGUCGGCCUCUCCAGAGAGCGUCGUCCGCCUCCUCUCUGAAGAGCUCUCAUUCGAUCAAUGAAAGAAAUGCGUCCGGCGCCUCCUCCUCCUCCGCGGUCACGGAAACCAAAGUGACUACCUCUCCUUCGCGGCCGCACAGAAAAAUCUCCUUGACCGCCUCCUCCUCCUCUUCCUCCUCCUCGUCGUUAUUCCCCUUCCAGCUUUCGACGUCUUCCUCGAUGACCUCCCUGCACAUUUCAGAGGAUUACAGAAGCUGCCACGGGUCGGUUCGGAGUCUCAUGUCUCUGGACCCGCAAGACGCGACGCGCAAACGGAAACCGUCACACGUCCGCUGCGGCUCGGAUCUGACCCCGAAGGGCUCCGCAGCCGCCGCGUCCAGCAACGGUUACCAGAGACCGGGGUCAGUAUUAUCGGCCCGACUGCCGCAGCGCGAGAGUUCAGUGUUCUCCUCGGCGUUAGACGUGUGUUCUUCAGGAAGGGAUGCAAAAGCUCUUUACUCCUGCGAGGCGGAGCACAGCCACGAGCUCAGCUUCCCACAGGGGGCGCUGCUCUCGAAUGUGUACCCGUCGGUGGAGCCCGGCUGGUUUCAGGCCACGUACAACGGGAGAACAGGCCUCGUACCGGAGAACUACAUCACGUACAAGUGACCCACCUGAUGAUGUCAUCAGCGAAUAACACAAAGAUCUAACCCUUUGACUUUAGGGAUCUCCAGUGCACCCAGUGAAACUCUGUGCUGCUAGUCAGAGAUAUCAUAUGUGCAUUAUGUAACUGUGACUAUUAUCACUGAACUACGGCUGGAGAUGAACGAGGCAUGUGCUGUUUGUAUAUCUGACUACUACGUGAACCAUUUUAGGGUUUUUAACCAGUUUAUAAUACAGUAGAUAUGCUGAUAUCUUGUUGUCUUUUCCUUCAUGUAUACAAUUAAUCAACGUUAUUAUCUCCUCUUUUAUGUUUGUGUGUACAUGAAAUGUGUCUGUCAGGUACACAGAGAUCAACCCUUAAUAAUUCAUGUGUUUACUGUCGUAUUAAUGUGACAGGCUGUGAGUCCAGAGAUGAGGUGUUCACACCUGUGUGCCUUAACCUGAUGAACUGAUGGUCUCAGACUGAAUCCUGCCUUCACACCUUUGCCUGGACCGUCGGUCCGUUUUUUAUGCUUUCUAAAUAAAAGACAUACUUUAAUAAAAACUGUGUGGUUGUAGA